AUGACUGAAAACAAUAACAAUUAUAAGGACGAAAAGACAAUGGUCGAACAAAUCUCUAUGAAAAAAUCACGCCCAUUACCAAAGAUACCCGAGCGUGUUUCAUCCAGAGACAUACCUACUUUACCACUAAACAAGAUUGAGAAUGUAAUAGACAGUUUCAAGAAUCAAAAGAGACUUACAGCUCAACAAAUAUUUCAGACAAUAAAUGACGAUGAAGAAGAAGAAGAAUGUGGCGGUGUAUAUUCCACAAAGACAGAGAUCCCGACAAGCACUUAUAUCUUGUCAGAGCCUUCAUUUUUCUUUUCUAAAAAGUUAAUGACACCUGUGUUAGAAGUGGAUGAGGAGGAUGAGGAGUACCUAACGCUACCUCCAACAACAACAACAGAUCAUUAUAUAAUAUCUGAGCAUGCAGAUACUUCUGAUCAAGGCGAACCAAGCCUUGAAAGUGGUCGAACAUCGCCCUCAUCAUCCAUUGAUUCGACAGUCCAAGCUCAGGAAACAAGGGAGAUACUGGAUGAUAUAAGCACUCUAAACCUUGGCUCUGUCUCUUCACCACCAUUCCCAUUACAUCAACAUCAGCAUCAACAAGAGGAGGCAUACAACAAAGAACCACUGCAGAAUUCCUUACUAAUGGACGUCCAGAACCUAUCACAGAUAAAUCACGCUUUGAUGACACCACCAUUUCAACCUACGACAGUCAAGCCAGAAAACACUUACUUUAUGAACUCACCUAUUCCUACCAUGACCUCAUUCAGUCUUACACACGAUAAAGCAUCCAUCAAGACAUUUCGUAGAAUGGCCAAUAAGACACACGAUCCUCAAACGCAAUUCACCUAUGCAAAGUACCUGAUUCAGCUUGUAUUGUUCUAUUCCAAUAACAAUCAAACCAACAAUGAAGCCAUCUCAUCUGUUUCUGCCGAGACAAGGGAGCGCUUACAAGAAGAGGCAGAGUACUGGAUAGAAAAGCUUGCCAAGUCUAAUCACCCUGAAGCUUUGUAUAUUAAAGGUCACUGGCAUCGCUUUGGUCAGCAGUAUCAUCUUAUUGGAUCACAAUAUAAAAGAGUGAAUCACUCCAAGGCAUUCAAGUGCUUUCAACAAUCAGCCAAGUUGGGUUGUACAGAGGCACACUAUGAACUUGCAGAGUAUUACGUGAGCCAAAAAGAAUAUAGAAAGGCAAUCACAAGCUAUAAAUAUGCCGCUUCAAAGAAUCAUACAUUGGCACUUUAUAAACUGGCAAAUAUCUUACUGCGUGGUCUGUUGAGUCAAGAAACAGACGUACAUCAGGGACUAGCCUUCCUUAAACAAGCCGCAGAUGCAGGGAAUAACCAAGACUGUGCACGACCUGCAUAUGACCUUGCAUGCAUCUAUGCAAAUGACCUUGAAAGUAUUGACCUUGAAAAAAACUCCAUUUUAUCCUCAUGGAUAACUGAACAAUAUUAUCCUUUGGCUAUUCAAUAUUUUAAAAAGGCAGAUGAACUCGGUAUGGCCGCCGCCGCUUUUCGUUUAGGAAAGAUCUAUGAACAUGGUCAGCUUGGACAAGUCAAGAGUGAUGAAGAGGCAUUCAAAUACUAUACACGAGCAGCUGAAAAAAAGUCUCAUGAGGCGAUGUUAGAACUAUCAAGACUAUACAAAGAUGGUAUCCCGGGUUAUCUAAGUCCUCAUGCUUUAAUGGCGUAUAAGUGGUGUCUAUAUGCCACUGAAAAUGGGAACGAAAUUGCUGAAUAUACAUUAGGAUGUUACUAUGAAGAAGGGAUAGGAGUAUAUCCAGAUUACUCCCAGGCACUCGUGUGGUUUAGUAAAUCGGCUGCCAAAGGAUAUAAACUUGCAGAGGAUAAGCUAAACGUCCCUUUCAACAAACGAAAGAGUGUGAUCAUAAGCACAAAGAGGAAGAGAAGUAAAAGAUACUAUGAAGAAAGCAUACGAAUUGCUGAACAAUCAAGAAAAGCUAAAGUAGAGAAUGAUUGUCAUGUCAUGUAA
Messenger RNA from Rhizopus microsporus ATCC 52813, 1977 nucleotides. RefSeq names its product HCP-like protein. The transcript is spliced from 4 exons. Bases 1 to 1977 code for a protein of 658 amino acids. Gene Ontology annotation, molecular function: protein binding. The record is from RefSeq and is a predicted model, not a curated record. Lineage: Eukaryota; Fungi; Mucoromycota; Mucoromycetes; Mucorales; Rhizopodaceae.